AUGACUGAUGAUGUCACUGACAAAAAUAGAGUUGACGAUUCAUUAUUAUUACUUCUUCGAGAUGCUAUUGUACAACAUUCACCAUUAAAUGAUAUUAAACUCAUUCUCAGUUGUAAACUUGUAGAUAUUAAUGGAUGUGUUCGUCAUGGUCUUCGACCAUUACAUUAUGCUGUAUUUGAGAAUGAUAUAGAAUGUGUUCGACUGCUUGUAGAAUUUGGUGCAGAUGUUAAUGUGAUAGAUGAAGCCGGUUAUUCACCAUUACAUUUAGCUGCAAAAUAUGGUUUUACUGAUAUAAUGCAUAUAUUAAUUGAUCAUGGUUCUCUUGUUAAUUUUUUUAUAGCAGUCAGUAGUAGUCAAACUCGUUCAUUGACUACACCUUAUUAUGAUGUAAUGACAGAACCAUUGAGUCUUUGUUUGGAAAAUAAUCAUAUUGAAUGUGCACAAGUACUUCUUCUUGCUGGUGCUAAUGUUAAUCAACAAUAUUUUCUUGGUUAUGAAAUAAAUUUAUUAUCUUAUGAAAAUUAUAAUUCAUUAGAAUUAAUUCUUAAACAUGGUGCUAAUCCUAAUGCUCUUUCACGUAGUGGUAUAACACCAUUAAUAAAAGCAUGUCGUGAAGGAAAUUUAGGUGCAGUUAUUUUAUUAUGUCGUUAUGGUGCUACCGUUAAUUAUGUUACAAGAAAAUUUCGACAAAGAAAUGCUCUUGUUACAGCUAUUGAAUCUAAACGAAAUGAUAUUGUUGAACAAUUAUUAGUUUUUGGAGGUUUUGCUAAUAAACAUCCAGAAUUAUGUAAUUCACCAUUGGAAUAUGCUAUUCGAAAAGAUGUUAUUGAAAUAAUUCGACUUUUAAUUGCAUUUGGUGCUGAUACAAAUGAAGAAACAAACGAAGAUGUUGAAUGUAUAACACCAUUAAUUCUUGCUUGUCAAUGUUCAUAUCUUCGCGAUCAAUAUAAUAUUGUUAAAUGUCUUCUUGAAAAUGAUGCUCAACCAAAUCAAUCUGUUGCAAAUAAUCCACAACAUCAUCAUCAACAUAUUCCUUUUCGAACACCAUUAGUAGCUUAUAUUAAGCAUGCUCAUGAACAUCGACUGGACAUGCGGAUUAUUCGUUUACUUAUUGGCUAUGGUGCACGAAUAUCAUUUUCACGUGGACGAGAUAGUGUUCUUCGUUUUUUACGUCGUUUUCAAUCAAAUCCAAAUUUAAUUGAAUUACUUUGUGAUGCAGCUUAUUUUUUUCAUCCAAGUUAUAUAGCUGAAUGUCGAGAACUUGAUGAUAAAACAAAAGAAGAAAUUUAUCGACGUGCAACAACACCACGUGCAUUAAAAACUAUAGCACGUCAACAAAUUCGAUCACAUAUAUUUAAUUCACCAAUGAAAAUACGUAUUGAUCGAGGCAUACAAAAGCUUGAUUUGCCUGAUUUUCUUCGACGUUUUUUACUCUUCGAAAAUGUUUAA
This is a messenger RNA of Rotaria sordida, 1449 nucleotides long. NCBI's taxonomy places the organism in Eukaryota, Metazoa, Rotifera, Eurotatoria, Philodinida, Philodinidae. The record is from the annotation of a GenBank genome assembly.